This is a messenger RNA of Aplosporella prunicola CBS 121167, 2027 nucleotides long. RefSeq lists its product as uncharacterized. Lineage: Eukaryota; Fungi; Ascomycota; Dothideomycetes; Botryosphaeriales; Aplosporellaceae. The transcript is spliced from 2 exons. Gene Ontology annotation, molecular function: oxidoreductase activity, acting on paired donors, with oxidation of a pair of donors resulting in the reduction of molecular oxygen to two molecules of water. The coding region runs from base 95 to 1825 and encodes 576 amino acids. Gene Ontology annotation, cellular component: membrane. The record is from RefSeq and is a predicted model, not a curated record. Gene Ontology annotation, biological process: lipid metabolic process.
CGCCUCCACCACUCUGUCGCUCCCCCAUUUCCUCUUUUUCCCCCCUUGCCCCUCUUUCUAGCCUCAAGCCUCUGCCCGCUUGCGGCCCGGCACCAUGCUUCCCGCCAACCGCGCGCCGUCCCGCAGGGACCGUGUGUACUCGCGGGACGAAAUCGAGGCUCUCAUAGCCGACGGAGGCCAUGUCAUCAUCUUGGACGGCAGGGUCCUCAAGAUCGAUGCCUGGAUGCAAUACCACCCCGGCGGCGACAAGGCCAUCAAGCACAUGGUGGGCAGAGACGCCACGGACGAGGUCAACGCCUUGCACUCGCCCAUCGCUAAGAUCCGCAUGAGGAACUUCAUCAUUGGCCGUAUCGAGGGCCGCUGGACCAACUUUACCCCGCCCAUCCAAGGUGGCAAGUUCCGCACCCAAGCCGAGCUCGACGCUCUCAAGCAGCAGCAGCAGCAGGACUCUGGCUGCGACACCGACGUCUCUGAAGCGCCCUCGCCCAUCUUCGAGCCCGCCGAUCCCGAUGCCGCUCUGCGCCGCCGCCGCACCGACACCACAUAUAGCCGCACCUCGUCGGCCACGUCUAUUUCGUCGGGGGAAGAGCUCGACACCGCUGCUGCUGCGGCGGCGGCGGCGGAGAAGAAGAAGAACGAUGAGCCCAAGAUGACGCUGCUGGACGCCAGGACGCAGGAGGAGCUGAAGCAGGACUCGCAGCACUACCCGCCGCUGGACCCGGCGACUCAGGACGAGAUUGUGCGCAAGUACCGGGCGCUGAACGAACGCAUCGAGGCCGAGGGGUUGUACCAGUGCCACUACAGCUCGUACAUGAUUGAGCUGGCGCGGUACUCGUUAUUCUUCACGCUGUUCCUGGUGUUCCUGCGGUGGGGGUGGUACGCGACGUCCGGGUUAUUUCUAGGCUGCUUCUGGCACCAGCUGGUCUUUACGGCGCACGACGCCGGGCACAUGGGCAUCACGCACAACUUCGCGGCAGACACGGUCAUCGGCAUCAUCGUGGCCGACUUCCUGGGCGGGCUGAGCCUAGGCUGGUGGAAGCGCAACCACAACGUGCACCACAUCGUGACGAACCACGCGGAGCACGACCCGGACAUCCAGCACCUGCCCUUCUUCGCCAUCUCGCACCGCUUCUUCUCCAGCCUGCGCUCGACGUACUACGACCGCGUGCUGCACUACGACGCGCCGGCCCGCUUCCUCAUCCGCUACCAGAACUACCUCUACUACCCGAUCCUGUGCUUCGGCCGCUUCAACCUGUACCGCCUGUCGUGGGAGUACCUGCUGGGCGGGCAAGCGCCGCGCAAGGGUCCGGCGUGGUGGCACCGGUGGCUGGAGCUAGCCGGCCAGGUCACCUUCUGGUACUGGUUCGGGUACCGGACCGUGUACCUCAGCAUCCCGACGGCGUGGGCGCGCGUCGUCUUCGUGCUCGUCUCGCACGUCGUCACGGCGCCGGUGCACGUGCAAAUCACGCUGUCGCACUUUGCCAUGAGCACGGCGGACCUGGGCGCGCGCGAGAGCUUCCCGCAGAAGAUGCUGCGCACCACCAUGGACGUCGACUGCCCGCAGUGGCUCGACUUCUUCCACGGGGGGCUCCAGUUCCAGGCCAUCCACCACCUGUACCCCCGCCUGCCGCGCCACAACCUGCGCAAGGCCCAGCGCCUCGUCAUGGAGUUUUGCGACGACGUCGACAUCCCUUACGGCUUGUAUGGCUUUGCCGACGGCAAUCGCCGCGUCAUUGGUCGCUUGGGAGACGUGGCGCGCCAGGCGGCGAUUUUAGCUGCAUGCCAGCGCAGCAUGGCUGAGAGCGCGGAUCUAGGGCUGCAUUGAGUGGGAGUGGGUGUGUGGUUAGUGGAUGAUUAGAUAUGAGGAUGCUGAUGAUAUGAUGCAUAACCAUGCAUGCAGGCAUGCAGUGUGCGUGUUGUUUGAUGAAGAUGAUGAGGAGGAGAAAAAGAGAAAAGGCAAGGGAAGAAUGAACGAACAGAGAUUGUAGGGGUUAUCCGGACGAUGGCGAUGAAAAAGAAAACCAAAC